AUGGCCUCCUCCCUUCCCCGCAGGUUGGAGCCUCCCCUUCUCCCUCUGUGUGCCUGUGGCACUGCGGAACCUGGAUGGGCUGGGGGUGACCCUGUGGAGGUGUGUGUUACAAGCAGAAAAGUCAUAUAUUAUUUCUGCUUUGACCAGAAGGAGGCAACUGAGUGCUUUCUCCUUGUAUUGAUAGUUUUGGAUUGCUACAUGGUCAUUUGUUACCCACUGAAAUAUCUGUUCAUCUGGUUCAACUGCUCUGUUAUUUUUGCCUCAGUGGUGCCUCUCUACUUCACAAUUCUCCUACUUUGUGGUCCAUAUGUUCUUGACUACCUUGUCUGUGAAUUGCCUAUUCUUCUUCACAUGCUCUGUACUGAUAUAUUUCUGCAGAAGACCAUGAUGGUCAUAGGUAGGGCUAAGACAUUGUUAUUCCCCUUCCUCCUCAUUAUACCCUCCUACCUUCACUUUCUGGUGGCCAUGAUGAAAAUACAAUCAAGUAAGCGAAACCAGCAACAACAAAAGAUCUCCACAUGUACUUCCCUCCUUACUGUGAUGACCAUAUAUUAUGGAACAGGAUGGAUCGGUAACAUGAAGCCCAAAUCUCUCUAUUCAGUAGAGGGAGACAAACUGAUCUUGUUCUAUUUGGUCAUCAACCCUAUGUUGAAUCCUUUUAUUUAUAGCUUGAGAAAUAAGGAAAUGAAGGUAGUUUUAUGGAGAUUAUUGAGCAGAAACAACAAUUAUAUAUAA
This is a messenger RNA of Panthera uncia (snow leopard), 735 nucleotides long. Its product is annotated as olfactory receptor 2A12-like. Lineage: Eukaryota; Metazoa; Chordata; Mammalia; Carnivora; Felidae. Gene Ontology annotation, cellular component: membrane. Gene Ontology annotation, biological process: G protein-coupled receptor signaling pathway. The record is from RefSeq and is a predicted model, not a curated record. Gene Ontology annotation, molecular function: olfactory receptor activity.